GUGUAUGAUGUAAUGAUUGUAUUCUAUCAUAGUUUCACUUUUAUUACAAUUUGUUACAAUUCGGUACCGGGUUAUCACUAAUUUAUCGGAAAUCUACAUUUUACAUUUUUUAAAUUUGACUAUUUAAUUUCAAGCGAUAGACUUGGUCGGGUGUCACGCAACAUGUCAACUGCCGGUAAAGUGAUUAAGUGCAAGGCCGCAGUAGCCUGGGAGGCUGGAAAACCUCUUUCAAUUGAGGAGAUCGAAGUAGACCCGCCCAAAGCUGGAGAAGUACGUGUAAAAAUUCUAGCAACCGGCGUCUGUCACACCGACGCGUACACUUUAUCUGGAAAAGACCCAGAAGGCGUGUUCCCCGUAAUUUUGGGUCACGAAGGUGGUGGUAUCGUUGAAAGUGUCGGGGAAGGCGUUACGACUGUGAAACCAGGUGACCAUGUCUUACCGUUGUACGUGCCCCAGUGCAAAACUUGCAAAUUUUGUCUCAACCCAAAAACUAACCUAUGUCAGAAAGUACGAGUCACCCAAGGUCAGGGUGUCAUGCCCGACGGCACGAAAAGAUUCCACUGCCAAGGAAAAGACUUAUUCCACUUCAUGGGAUGUUCGACAUUCAGUCAAUACACGGUUGUUCUAGAAAUUUCGUUGUGCAAAAUUAACGAUGUCGCUCCGUUGGACAAAGUCUGCCUUCUCGGUUGCGGUGUUACUACAGGAUAUGGUGCUGCCUUAAACACAGCUAAAGUCGAAGCUGGUUCAAAUUGUGCAAUCUUCGGUCUUGGUGCCGUUGGUUUGGCUGUUGCCCUGGGAUGUAAAGUAGCUGGAGCUAAACGUAUUAUUGGAGUAGACAUCAACCCUGAUAAAUUUGAAGUUGCUAAGAAGUUUGGUGUCAAUGAGUUUGUUAACCCAAAGGAUUAUGACAAACCUAUCCAGCAAGUACUCGUUGACCUGACUGAUGGUGGUUUAGAUUACACAUUCGAAUGUAUAGGUAAUGUAAACACCAUGCGGGCCGCUUUGGAAGCCUGUCAUAAGGGUUGGGGUCAGUCGGUGAUUAUUGGAGUAGCGGCAGCAGGAGAGGAAAUCAGUACCCGGCCGUUCCAGCUUGUGACGGGCCGUGUCUGGAAGGGCACUGCUUUCGGGGGUUACAAGAGCCGUGACAAUGUUCCCAAGUUGGUCGAAGACUACCUCAACAAGAAACUGCCAUUAGAUGACUUUGUCACUCACAAAGUGCCUCUGAAUGAAAUCAAUGAAGCCUUCCAUUUGAUGCACGUUGGCAAGUCUAUCCGUGCUGUUGUCGAGUUCUAAACAGAUCAACUAUAAUACCCUCAAGAAUUACUCCUUUAUAAAAACAUUAAACUAAAUUUAUAUAUUUUAAAUACAAACAACUGAAGUAUUCGUAUGAUUUAUUUUUGUAAUUUAACUGAAGUAUUGUUCAGUUACUACCUCUACUUAUAAAAGUAUAUAAUAUAUUUUAAAUAUGUCCAACUGAAAUAUUGUCAAGCAAUUUUCUCUAUUUAUAAAGCAUUUAACUACAGUAAAACUGUAUUCCUGUUAUCCAUAAAUGGUUUUUUUUUUUUUGUAAAAAUACAAAAUAAAUAUUUUUCACAA
This is a messenger RNA of Melitaea cinxia (Glanville fritillary), 1596 nucleotides long. RefSeq names its product alcohol dehydrogenase class-3 (gene Fdh). Gene Ontology annotation, molecular function: S-(hydroxymethyl)glutathione dehydrogenase [NAD(P)+] activity; zinc ion binding. Gene Ontology annotation, cellular component: cytosol. The transcript has a single exon. Bases 163 to 1293 code for a protein of 376 amino acids. The record is from RefSeq and is a predicted model, not a curated record. Gene Ontology annotation, biological process: formaldehyde catabolic process. Lineage: Eukaryota; Metazoa; Arthropoda; Insecta; Lepidoptera; Nymphalidae.